Messenger RNA from Coregonus clupeaformis (lake whitefish), 7548 nucleotides. It is a transcript of the gene numa1, whose product is annotated as nuclear mitotic apparatus protein 1. Gene Ontology annotation, molecular function: microtubule binding. The record is from RefSeq and is a predicted model, not a curated record. The transcript has 26 exons. Bases 129 to 7061 code for a protein of 2310 amino acids. Gene Ontology annotation, biological process: establishment of mitotic spindle orientation. Gene Ontology annotation, cellular component: spindle microtubule; spindle pole; centrosome. NCBI's taxonomy places the organism in Eukaryota, Metazoa, Chordata, Actinopteri, Salmoniformes, Salmonidae.
AAGCGUAGACUUGUUGGCACUUCGAAAGUAGACUUGGAGUUCGAAACACAAAGUUUUGGUUUUUUUCGAGACGGAAUUGAUAAAUGAUUUCUACAUAUAGCUAGCUAAUUGCAAAGUGAGCAGCAAAGAUGGUGCUUCACCUUGAUAAAGAGCAUGCACUGUUGGAAUGGGUUAACCACCUGAAUGUGGACCUCCCGGUGCGGAGCAUCAACAAUUUACAGGAUGGCGUUUUGUUGAUGAAGCUCGUCUAUAAACUGAGAAAGGAGGAGCCUCCUCAGUCCUACCUGGACCAGCAUGUCCAGGAGAGGCUGAAAGUGGUAUCUGACUUCCUGCAAGGUGACUGCAGGUGCAGCACAGAACGGGGAACUCUCAUCUCCUGGGACAACAUCAGCAAUGGCGUAAACCUGGAGGUGGAGUUAUCGAAGGUGCUUGUGCUCUUGUACUACCAUAGUGUGAUCAACAGCCAUGUUGACCUGAACCAACUGGAAUACAAGUUUGAGGUUGAGCUUGCCUCCAUGCUCCGCUUUGUUUUGGACAAUGAGAAUAGCCUCUACUUGAGCGAGAACUUGGAGAAAUAUCUAAGAAGGAAGCCCCUGUUUAGUUUCAACAGUGACAUCUCCAGUACCCCCUCCUCCUCCUCGUUCAACGAUGAUGAGUCCCCAGUCAUCCAGCGCAGAAAGAAGAUUGGUUCAGUUCAGUUUCUGGACCUAAAAACGGUUGCGUCCUCGUCUGUCAGUUCUCCCCUGCAGGAUGUGAUGAACACGCCACAGUUCCAGCUGAAGAAGCUGCAGAGGCAGCUGCGUCAGGAGAGAGACGUGAGGGAUGAGCUGGAGAAAGACCUGGCCACCAGCGCCACCACCCUCACCCAGAGAGAGAGUCAGAUCUGCCAGUUGCAGCACCGUAUUGAGAAGCUGCUGAGGGAACAGGCUGAGCAGGAGCAGGAGCCCCGGGAUGAGCUACAACAACUGCACAGCAAGAACGAGGGGCUGCGGACCCGUCUCCAUGAGGUGCUGAAGGAGUGCCAAGCGCUAAAGACUAACUCAUCUCAGAUGGAGCGGAAGGUGGAUAAUCUGACAGAGGAGAAUGGCACCCUCUCUGUCCAGAUGCGUGAAGUGAUUGCUCGGUUGACAAGUGCUGAGGCUGAGGUGGACAGGCUGACUGAAGCCCAGGACUCUGCUCAGGGGGAGUGGAGCAGCAGACACUGCCACCUUCAGGCUGAACUCAACCGGGCCACCGCUCAGAAGGAGUUUCUAAGUGAACAGAUGCUGAUCCUGCAGAGCAAGAUCUCCUCUCUAGAGGACGAGCUGAGUAAAGCCAAGCUGCAGGAAAAAGGAGAAGUCAUGGGCCCUAUCAUGGAGUGGGAGCAGCUGAAACAGGAGCUGGCUGAUGCCACCCUCAGGCACUCAGAGUGUGAGUGCACCAUCGCCCGUCUGGAGGGGGAGAAGGAGCAGGCUGCCGCCCUGCAUGCCCAGGAGAGGGCCUCGCUACAGGCAGAGAGCCAGAGACUGCAGAUCCUGGUGACUGAGCUCCAGGAAGCCCUGAGUGCUCUGCGGGCCGACAGAGAGGCUCUGGAGCUGGCCUCCAAGGAGGAGAGAGAGUCCCUGACCGCCCAGCUUCAUGCCCUGACCGCUGAGGUGGCCAGCCUUACCCAGACUGUACAACAAAGGGAGCGGGAGGUGCAUGCGCUGGGGGAGGAGGUGCAGGAGGAGUGCAAGCAGAGAGGGGAGCUGAAUCUGGCUAUGGAGCAGCAGGAGAGGGAGGCCAGAGAGGAGAUCCAGGAGCUGACCAGCCACGUGGAUAACAUGGGUGCCUCGCUGAGGAGGGCUGAGGAGGAGGUGCAGGUCAGGGAGAAGCAGCUUACCAAGCAGCAGCAGGAAAGCGCUCUACAGAGGGAGGUCCUACAGGAGCAGAUGGCUGCAUCUGAGAAGGCAUUAAGAGAGCUGAAGGAGCAGGAAGAGGCUGUUAGAGAGGAGGCCACUCGACUGCACCAGGAGAUCACUACACAUGCUACGGACCUCUGCAGCCUGAGGGAGGAGCACACUGCUCUGCAGGAGCACUUGGCUAGGCAGCAAGAGGAGAUCUCCCUAGAAAAGGAGGCGCAGGCAGCAGCCCACAGGGAGAAGGAGGCGGUGGUGGAGGAGGAGCUCUCACGACUCCAGGAGGAAGUGAGGAGCCUGGGGGAACAGAUGGCCCAGCUGGAGGAGGCUCAGAGGGAGAAGGAGUGUCUUCUCCUCCAGGCCACAGAGAACAUAGAGGCCCUCCAGACAGAGAGAGCCACUGCCUCGUCCCUCGCUGCAGCCAAAGACCUGGAGCUCAGCAGCCUGAGAGGGGAGGUGAGGGCCAGGGAGGAGCAGCUAGCCAAGCAGCAAGAGGAGCACAGUUUACAGCAGGAGGCGCUACAGGAGGAGCUUGCAGCUCAGGAGAAUGAAAUCAGUAACAUGAGAGAGCGGCUCGCUGGCCUGAUGGACCAGAUCUCCCUGCUGAAGGAGGUGUGUCAGGAGGGAACCCUCCAAAACAAGGAGGCGAUGGAGGCCCUGAGAGAAGAGCACACUGCCCAGUUGGAGCAGCUGCAGCUAGUGAAGGAGCAGGUGGAAAAGGUCCAGGAGAGGAAUGAGGAGACCUCUGUAGCUCUCAAGGAGAAGGAGGAGAGCCUCAAACAGAAGGAGGAGAGCCUCCGGGGGCUGGAGGAGGAGCUACAAGCCACCACCUCUCUGGCCUCCCAGACACUACAGGAAGAACUGACCUCACUCAAGGAGGAAGUCAUCUCGCUGCAGGAGGAGGUGGAGAGGAGGCGUGCCGCGGAGGCCCUGGCAGUUGAGGAGAUGAGGGAGGUGGCUAGGGAACAUGACUCUAAACGUAUGGAGCUGGAGAAGAGUGUGUCAGCCCUACAGCUGCUGCUGGACUCAGCCGUCCAGAACAGUGAUGUGAAUAGACAGAAGUGUGAGAGGCUGGAGCAGGAGCUGGAGCAGAGAGGAACACUGGUGGAAGAGCUGAGGCUGCAGGAGGACAGCGCCAGACUGGAGGCCACUCGACUCCGCCAGGAGAUCUCUACACAUGUCAGCCAUCUGGAGGAGGUGCAGAGGGGGAAGGAGGAGCUGGCCAAGCAGCAGGAGGAUCUGAGAGGGGAGGUGUCCCUCCAUCAGCAGAGAGCUGCAGAGCUGCUGCAGAGCUUGGAGGAGAAGCAGGAGGCCCUUAGAGAGCUGAAGGAGCAGCUAGUCCAGCAGCAGGAGGAUGGGUCCCUACAGAAGGAUGCUGCAGCCCUCCAGGAGAAGGAGGCGGUGGAGGCUCUGAGAGGGGAGGUGGCCCUCAAUCAACAGAGGGCUGCAGAGCUACAGCAGAGCCUGGAGGACCAGGAGGCUGCGCUGAGGGAACUGAGGGAGCAGGAGAUGAGCAGAGAGGAUGCCACUCUGAAGAUGGAGGCCCUCCAAGCAGCUAAAGACCUGCAGUUCAGCACUCUGCGAGAGGAGGCCACCGCCUUACAGGAGCAGCUAAUUAAGAGGGAGCAGGGAAUCUCCCUUCAGAAUGAGGCGCUGCAGGAGGCCCAGAGGGAGAAGGAGGCACUGAGAGAGGAGCUGGCCAGGCAACAGGAGGAGCUGAGAGAGGCAUUAACUCUCCAGCAGGAGAGAGCUCAGUCCUUAGAGCAGAGGCUGGCGGAGCAGCAGGAGACCACUCUGGAGAUGGUGGCCCUCCAGGCAGCUAAGGACCUGGAGCUCAGCACCCUGAGAGAAGAGGCCACCCAACUCGAGCAGAGGCUGGCGGAGCAGCAGGAGACCACUCUGGAGAUGGUGGCCCUCCAGGCAGCUAAGGACCUGGAGCUCAGCACCCUGAGAGAAGAGGCCACCCAACUCCGCCAGGAGAUCUCCACACAUGUCAGCCAUCUGAAGGAGGUGAAGAGGGAGAGCGAGAGCCUCCUGAGAGAGGAGCACACUGCCUUACAGGUGCAGCUGGCCAAGCAGCAGGAGGAAAACUCCCUACAGAAUGAGGUGCUGCAGGAGGCCCAGAGGGAGAAGGAGGCACUGAGAGAGGAGCUGGCCAGGCAACAGGAGGAGCUGAGAGGGGCAUUAACUCUCCAGCAGGAGAGAGCUCAGUCCUUGGAGCAGAGGCAGGCGGAGCAGCAGGAGACCACUCUGGAGAUGGUGGCCCUCCAGGCAGCUAAGGACCUGGAGCUCAGCACCCUGAGAGAAGAGGCCACCCAACUCCGCCAGGAGAUCUCCACACAUGUUAGCCAUCUGAAGGAGGUGAAGAGGGAGAGCGAGAGCCUCCUGAGAGAGGAGCACACUGCCUUACAGGUGCAGCUGUCCAAGCAGCAGGAGGAAAACUCCCUACAGAAUGAGGUGCUGCAGGAGGCCCAGAGGGAGAAGGAGGCACUGAGAGAGGAGCUGGCCAGGCAACAGGAGGAGCUGAGAGAGGCAUUAACUCUCCAGCAGGAGAGAGCUCAGUCCUUAGAGCAGAGGCUGGCGGAGCAGCAGGAGACCACUCUGGAGAUGGUGGCCCUCCAGGCAGCUAAGGACCUGGAGCUCGGCACCCUGAGAGAAGAGGCCACCCAACUCGAGCAGAGGCUGGCGGAGCAGCAGGAGACCACUCUGGAGAUGGUGGCCCUCCAGGCAGCUAAGGACCUGGAGCUCAGCACCCUGAGAGAAGAGGCCACCCAACUCCGCCAGGAGAUCUCCACACAUGUCAGCCAUCUGAAGGAGGUGAAGAGGGAGAGCGAGAGCCUCCUGAGAGAGGAGCACACUGCCUUACAGGUGCAGCUGGCCAAGCAGCAGGAGGAAAACUCCCUACAGAAGGGAGCGCUGCAGAAGGUGGAGGCCGCAGCCCUCCAGGAGAGGGAGGCACUGAGAGGGGAGGUGUCCUUCCAUCAGCAGAGAGCUACAGCGCUACAGCAGAGCCUGGAAGAGCAGGAGGCUGCUAUGAGGGAGGAUCUAGCCAGGCAGAAGGAGGAGAUGCAGGCUGCAGGCCAGGUGGAGAAGGAGUUGAUGGAGGAGGCUCUGCUAACCCGGGCGCUCCAGGCAGAGCAGACCCAGAGAGAGCUGGAGGAAAGCAUGGCUGAGCUGCGAGCCCAGGCAGAGAGCAGAGAAAGUGGCCAGAGACAACAGCUGGAUGCCCUGCUCCUGGAGAAGGAGAGGCUGACGGAGGGUAACCAGGUCCUGGAGAUGAAAUGUAGUGCUGCCCAGAGGCUGGAGGGUGUACUGCAGGAGGAACUGGCCUCGCUGCGAGAACAGAUGGAGGGAACAGAGGAGUGGGAGAGGCAGAACAGAGCGCUACAGGAACAACUUGCUACCAACACCGAGGUAGUGGAACACUACAAAGCACAGGUUGAGAAGGCCAAGAGCCACUACUCGGGGAAGAAGCAGCAGCUUGCCGAGUCUCAGGAGCAAGUGAUGGAGCUGCAGCGCAGCCUGGAGGUCAGAGAGCAUGAGGUCAGUGCCGUUAGCGCGGAGAAGAAGCUGCUGCAGAAGGAGCUGGAGAAGGCCAGGAGCAAGGAGAAGAGCCUCAGCUCCAAGGUCAACACUUUGGAGGCACAGCUGGCGUUUGCUGACCGUCACCUUCGGGAGCAGAGCCAGAAGAUGAGAGGGGGUAGAGGGAGUGUCUACCUGAAAGUCCCCCUGAGCCAGACGCACCAGGAGACCAGCGGAGACAGCCUGGACCUGAGCCUGGAUGACUCCCUCAACAUUACCACGAGGCCGUCGGGGCCUGAGGAGUCCAGUACUCCCCUGGUGCGUAGCUCGGAGCGUGUAGCUGCUAAACGUCGUGCUCUGGGAGGGGAGUCACUGGAGACGCUCUACUUCACCCCCAUGAAUAACCGCCAGAUCAACAGGACUAGUACUGAGUGCCGGUUAGAGAGCAGCAUCACGUCUCUGGGAGAGCUGGCUCUGGACUCAGCCAGGAAGAGAGCACCCACCUCUUCAGCCAGACGCCGCAGGACCACCCAGGUCAUCAACAUCACCAUGAGCAAGAAGACCCCGGGUCGCGGAGGAGCCGUUGGGGAUAGUGACAAUGAGACGUUCUACAGCCUGGCCUCCACCCGCUCCCAUCCCAACCUCACCGGAACACACACCGCACGACCUGUCUCCAUGGAGAUCUUCGACACCCCCGGAAAGCCUGCUGUUGCCUUGAGCGAUCAGCUCCUCAGUCUCCCUGGAUACCGACGAAGCACCAUCCACGUUGCACCUCCACAGAGCACGGGCCAGUUCUGUGUGGGGGCAGAGAAUGAGCCAGAACAUGCUGCUGAUGACUGGAUGCGCAUCGCUGAGCUGCAGGCCAGAAACCAGUCCUGUCUGCCGCACCUAAAGAGCAGCUAUCCUCUGGAGUCCAGGCCCAGCCUGGGACCGGCGUUUGAGUUCACCGAUGACGACCUGCGCAUGGGCGACCCCACGGAGACUAUCCGUAGGGCCUCUGUGAUGCCCGGUCAGAUUCAGGAGUCUCUGUCCUCCCACCGGCUCUCCCUCCACCAGGGACAGACCGACAGCAGCACAGCCACCAGGCCAGCCUACGGCUCCCACCGCCUCUCACUGAUGCCCCCCAAACCUAAAGCCAGCAGUUCCCUAAACAACCAGAACACACACAACCUCAGGGGGAGCAACCUGUCACUCAAACGCUCAGCCAAAGACCAGGAACCAGACACACCUGAGGCUAAGAGGAUGGCAACCAGCUGUUUCCCGCGUCCUCUUACCCCUAAAGGAGGUCGUUUCGGCUCAUCCAACAACCGCCAGCCCCUUAGCCCUGCUGAGCGGAGACAGUCCAUGGUGUUCUCCAUUGACAACACGCCCCAUAAGGCAGCCUCCAAGAGUGGCUUCCUACAGAGAGGCAUGAAUAAGAUCCGGAGCUCCACACGUAAAUCCCCAGGACAUGCCACACGCAAGUCUCCAGGGAACAAAAGCUCCCGUGUCCCACGGUCCGGAGAAGUGAAGUCUCCCCGCAGUGUGAAGUCCCCCCAGCCAGGAGGGAAGACACAGAGGAAGUCCCCACGGACCAACAGCAGCAAGUCCCCAAAGAACCCCACCAGCGCACGCAAGGAACCUGAGGUGCUGGUUGGAAAGCCGAUUCAUCUGAGCAGAUGAACUUCAGGAUGAAGAUGUGAAUGAUCAUACUAAACACACGUUUUCUUUUUGACAUAAUCUGCCAAGAAUAAUCAUUUAAUUGUUUUUAUGUGCAAUAAAUACAAGUAUACUUUCACCAGAGGUUAUAUUAUAUUUGAGUUAGAACAUAGUGCUAAUUUGGGUUUUAAUCAUUUUUUCUUUUUGAGAUUUAAAAUCUAAUCUUCAUGGUUUUAUUUGACCUCCUUGUAAUGAUUUAAAGAUGCAAUUGUAUUCGUUAAGCCCUGUUCAAUGGGUUGGUAUCCACUACUGUUAUAGGUCACCUACAUGUAGACCUGGUACAUUAAAUCAUCAUGGUGUUCAGAGAUUCAUCAUGCUUUGUCUUUAUUUCAUCUCAUCUUCUUUGGCUUUUUUAAGUCUUUUGUCUCCUUCUUUUUUUAGCUUUAAAACGUAUUUUUGUAUCAUAUUUCCAUGUAUUGUCUUUUCAAAUAAAAAUGAUAACUAUCAAAUA